Molecule: messenger RNA, 2508 nt
Organism: Penicillium soppii
Lineage: Eukaryota; Fungi; Ascomycota; Eurotiomycetes; Eurotiales; Aspergillaceae
Exons: 3
Coding region: 1-2508 (835 amino acids)
Biological process (GO): regulation of DNA-templated transcription; DNA-templated transcription
Molecular function (GO): DNA-binding transcription factor activity, RNA polymerase II-specific; zinc ion binding; DNA binding
Source: RefSeq, a predicted model, not a curated record
AUGUCGCAAGGCCCCUCUGUAACAGACGGCGCGGUCGCGUCGGUCUCGGGGGCCGAGAAACACGCGAGAAUUGACGCCUCAGGCAGAAAUGAACCAAAGCUGCGCAGCUGCGUCGUAUGCCGAAGCCGUAAAGUUCGCUGCGACAAGCGAGCGCCUUGCUCUAAUUGCCGUCGCGCCAACAUCGCCUGUGUGUUUCCACCGACGGACCGCCCGCCAAGAUGGGCUCGCCGUCUCGACCGCAACAGCCCGUCAUCCAACCCACAGACGUCUCAAGCCGAUCCGAUAGCUGAUGGGGUAAUGGAGAGACUUCAUACUCUUGAGAACCUUGUGAAAGAGUUGAGCAGCCAGUUGGAACAAGCUAAGUCGGCUGCGGGAGGUUCGUCCGGGAUCGGCUCCCCCCAGGACUCCACGCAUAAUCGACAACCAAACCCUUCUUCUGGAUCCGAUAACGUGCAGAGUCGGCUUGGGAGAUUGGUGCUAGAGGAUUCUAAUCGAAGUCGCUAUGUCAGUAGUGGGUUCUGGUCUCGUGUUAAUGACGAGCUUGAUAGUGCCCACGGGUUUCCUUCGGGUGAUUAUGAGACCUCCGAUGAUGAUUCAUUGCCGGAGAAAACUCCCUCUACUCAGGAGCUUGAACAAACUCCUGCCGCGCGCCAUGGAUUCUUGUUUGGGCACAAUUUGAGUUCUUAUUCCCCCAAUCUCAGCGAGACCCAUCCACUACCCUCCCAAAUCCCAUUCCUUCUAGAUGUGUUCUCUGAAAAUGUGAACAUGAUUAUUCAAGUCGUUCAUCUUCCAACCAUCAGAAAGAUGGUUCGCGACUGGCGCGGCCGUGACAUGAAGGGGCUCGCCCCAGCCCAUGAAGCCUUGAUGUUCUCUAUUUACUACGCAGCUAUAACUUCAAUGGAAGAAGACGAUGUAAUACUUAACUUUGGCGCCACAAAAGCCCAGCUUAAUCUCAGAUACCGCCAAGGCCUGGAGCAUGCUCUUGCAAGAGCUGACUUUCUCAACGUACCGGAUUUGGUAUUGGUACAGGCAUUUUCUAUCUUUCUUGCCCUGGUGCGCCGGCAUGACAGCCCAAGGUUUGUAUGGAUGAUGACCGGGUUGGCAAUCCGAAUGGGCCAAGCUCUAGGGCUACACCGCGAUGGAUCACAUUUUGAUCAUCUCACUCCAUAUGAGAUCGAAAUUAGACGAAGAGUAUGGUGGGUCUUGUGUCUAUUGGAUAUAAGGGCAUCGGAAGACCAAGGAACCGACUACACUAUCCCAAGCGCUAGCUUUGAUACUAGAAUUCCCCUGAAUCUCAAUGAUGGCGAUUUGGACCCUGAAUUCAAGCAAGCGCCCCAAGAACAUGACGGCCUGAGCGAUAUGUCUGUUGCGCGUGUCUCAUUUGGAAUGUGCGACGUGACGCGGCAGAUGAUGGCCCAUGGUUUCAAGGACAAAGCUCCGAGUCCAGAAGAGCAAGGUCGAUUGCUGAACGAGAUGUACCAACGGGCGGAACGAGAUUUCCUUCAGUUCUCGAAAGAAUCAGGAAACCUUGUCCACUGGACUUUGGUGAUAGUUGCCAGACUCACGGUGGCAAAGAUGACAUUGCUAGUCUACUUGCCACUUCUCUUCUCCUCUUCUAAGGAGUUCUCGGAUGAGCUCAGAGCGCGACUGUUGAUCUCCGGGAUCGAAGUUGCGGAAUACAACCAUGCUCUCAACAACGAACAAGCAUGUCGAAACUGGCGCUGGGCUUUCCAAACGUACACCCAUUGGUACUCAAUUGUCUACAUGUUGAUAGAAACCUCCCGACGUCCGUGGUCGCCUAUUUCAGAGAGAGCUUGGGUAUGCCUUCACAGCGUCUGGCUGAUACCAAACCAGUCUCACAUGGAUAAAAAUCUACGCAUCUGGAUUCCUUUGCGAAAACUGAUGGGAAAGGCUCGUAAACAUCGGCAAAUGGAGCUUGAGCGUCUAGGACGUGACCCCGAUGCUGUCCAACUGCUGGAGAAAGAUUACCAAAGUCUGCCGAUUCCGACAAGCUCUGGGCCGUUUCCACCUGGCUCGAACUCCGCAGAUCUGUUUCUCGAACGGUGGCGCGAACUGGUACUUAGUCAAAAUAAUCCGAGGGAUAUCACAGUUACAUCUGGAUUUGGUCACCCAAACUUUGCUACGAAUUUACCUGCUAGUGGGUUUGAAUCAUCUUUCAUGGCUGAGCAAGGAAAUCUUCCGGGCGCGCUAUGGUCUAAAGCCGAUGCUCCUAUCAUGACCUCCGAUACAAGUGUCGGGUUUGAACCAGAGCACCCGUUUAUCCCACUAAGCAACCACUUUUCAACGGCUCCAGCACCAGAAUACGGCGACCCAGGCAUUUCUUCUCGGAUGUGGUUUGACGCGAGCAAACCGAUGGAUUUCGCAAAUUUUGUCCAAGAACCGGCUGAUUGCUAUAUGGAGAUCGACGGGGAAGUGAACUGGUAUAAUUGGGUUGAGUCUGCCAAAGGGGUGGAGUGGGAAGGGAUCGGUGAGAACGCGCAGAGCUAG